AUGUCUAAGCUCUUUGUUGGUGGCCUGGCCUGGCACACCACUGAUGAAACCCUCCGCCAAGGAUUCCAGGACUUCGGAGUCGUCGAGGAAGCCGUCGUUGUCAAGGACCAUGAUACCAACCGCAGCCGUGGUUUCGGAUUCGUCCGGUUCGCAACCGAUGAGGAUGCCGACAAGGCUAUGGAGGCCAUGAACAACCAGGAAUUCGAUGGUCGGGUUAUCCGAGUCGACAAGGCUUCGGAGCGGCCUCGCGGCGGCGGCGCUGGAGGUGGCGGUUUCCACGGCCGGGGUGGCUACAACCAGCGUGAAGGAGGCAAUGGAGGUUACCGUGGUGGUUACGGUGGCGGCGGUGGCUACGGCGGCGGUGGUAACUGGCGUAGCCCCCAGCAGCAAUCAUACGAAUCGAACCAGAAUGCUUGA
Messenger RNA from Aspergillus aculeatus ATCC 16872, 417 nucleotides. Its product is annotated as RNA recognition motif domain-containing protein. Gene Ontology annotation, molecular function: RNA binding. The transcript has 6 exons. Lineage: Eukaryota; Fungi; Ascomycota; Eurotiomycetes; Eurotiales; Aspergillaceae. The coding region runs from base 1 to 417 and encodes 138 amino acids. The record is from RefSeq and is a predicted model, not a curated record.